AUGAUACUGAAGCGCGUGUUGGCUGCGGCCCUGGUUUGCGGGUCUGCGCUUGCUGCUCCUGCGACAAAGCGUAGCGUCGCCUUCAAUUGGGGCUCCGAGAAGAUAAGAGGUGUGAACAUUGGUGGCUGGUUGGUACUAGAGCCCUGGAUCACACCCUCACUGUUCGAUGGCCUUGGACGCAAUGAUGUCGUUGAUGAGUACACAUUGGGCCAAAAGCUAGGUCACGAUGCUGCCCUCGCGACAUUGAGGAAGCAUUGGGACUCGUGGGUGACAUGGCAGGACUUCAAGAAGAUCGCCGACUCUGGCUUCAAUAUCGUCCGCAUCCCAAUUGGCUACUGGGCGUACGACACCUUCGGCGCGCCUUAUGUCCAAGGAGCUGCAGUGUACAUGGAUGCCGCUGUCGACUGGGCCAGGAGCGUGGGACUCAAGAUAAUCAUCGACCUCCACGGCGCACCCGGAUCCCAGAACGGAUAUGAUAACUCAGGACAACGCCUGGCCAGCCCAACCUGGCAAAGCGGCGACACCGUCAAGCAGACCCUCCAAGUCCUCAUGACCAUCUCCGAGAAAUACGCGCAAACCAAAUAUCAAGACGUUAUCGUCGGUAUCCAGCUCCUCAAUGAGCCGCUGAUGGACAAGCUCAACGCAGACGUCCUGCGCCAAUUCUAUCGUGACGGCUACGGCCAAGUCCGCACCGUAUCCGACACGCCCGUCAUCCUGCACGAUGGCUUCCACCCGCCAAAUACGUGGAACGCCUUCCUUACUCCCUCAGAUAACAACGCGCAGAACGUCGCCAUGGACCACCACGAAUACCAAGUCUUCGACCCUUCCCUCGUCGCUAUGACGCCCCAGCAGCAUGUGCAACUCGUGUGCUCCAGCGCAGAAUCCUACAACGGCGCCGAUAAAUGGACAUUCGUGGGCGAAUGGACGGGCGCCAUGACCGACUGCGCCAAGUACCUGAACGGCUUCGGCGUUGGCGCGCGCUACGACGGCACGUACCCGGGCACCACGAAGGUCGGAGAUUGCUCGUGGCAGAACGAUGUGUCGAAGUGGAGCCAGCAGUAUAAGGAUCAGACGAGGGCGUAUAUCGAGGCACAGAUGACGGCGUACGAGGCCAAGACACAGGGCUGGAUUUGGUGGAAUUUCAAGACCGAAGGCGCGGCUGAGUGGGAUGCGUUCAAGCUGAUUGACGCGGGUGUUUUCCCGCAGCCGUUGACGAGCAGGACGAGUGCUGCUAUUUGCGGGUAA
This is a messenger RNA of Trematosphaeria pertusa, 1245 nucleotides long. RefSeq names its product glycoside hydrolase family 5 protein. Gene Ontology annotation, molecular function: glucan exo-1,3-beta-glucosidase activity. NCBI's taxonomy places the organism in Eukaryota, Fungi, Ascomycota, Dothideomycetes, Pleosporales, Trematosphaeriaceae. Gene Ontology annotation, cellular component: extracellular region; cell surface. Bases 1 to 1245 code for a protein of 414 amino acids. The transcript is spliced from 3 exons. The record is from RefSeq and is a predicted model, not a curated record. Gene Ontology annotation, biological process: glucan catabolic process.